AUGGCACCAGCUACGUCCUCUCGCGCCGAUGAGGUGCAGAAUCUCCUGAAAGCCGUCGAAGACCUUCUCAUUCCCUUCAUUCGAUCUGCCGACAGUCCCGAAACACACACGCAUCAGAACGGAACAAACGGAACAACAUCUGUUAAUGGCAAUAGCACGCCCGCUAAAACUUCACUCGUGGAAUACAAGAAACCCAAAGAACUACGAGAAAUCCUGCAACUAGAAAUCCCCAAGGAAGGACGGCAGCAGGACGGCCUAAUUGAAGUUCUCCAGAAGGUUCUGCAAUACUCAGUCAACACCUGGCACCAGGGUUUCCUAGAUAAACUCUAUGCCUCAACCAACGCACCAGGUGUUGCUGCAGAGCUGAUUCUCGCUACACUUAAUACCAAUGUGCAUGUGUACCAAGUUUCGCCUGCACUGUCCGUGAUCGAAAAAUACACAGGCCAACAGCUAGCAAAUCUCUUCGGCUUGAACGGACCUCGAGCAGGAGGCAUCUCAGUCCAAGGCGGCUCAGCCUCAAACACGACCUCUAUCGUUAUCGCGCGCAACAACCUCUUCCCCGAGACAAAGAAAGAGGGCAACGGAAAUCAUCGAUUUGUGCUGUUUACCAGUGCACACGGUCAUUAUAGUAUAGAGAAGGCAGCCCAGAUGCUCGGACUGGGUAGCAGUGCUGUAUGGCAAGUUCCCAUUGACAAGAAAGGGCGUAUGAUUGCAUCUGAACUGGAGAAAUUAGUACAGAAAGCUCUCGAUGAAGGCAGAACACCAUUCUAUGUGAAUGCCACAGCCGGAACAACCGUCAUGGGAUCCUUCGACCCAUUCAACGAGAUUGCGACCAUCUGCCAGAGAUAUAACCUUUGGUUCCACAUUGAUGGGUCAUGGGGUGGAUCAUUCGUCUUUUCCCCGCGGCAGAAACACAAGCUUGCAGGGUCAGAAAAAGCGAACAGCAUUGCAAUUAAUCCUCACAAAAUGCUCGGAGUUCCAGUCACCUGUUCAUUCCUGUUAGCCUCUGAUAUGCGCCAAUUUCACCUGGCCAAUACGCUCCCUGCAGGCUACCUCUUCCACAACGAUGACACAGCUGCGGUAUCAAAUGGCAAUGGCAGCGAUUCAGAGAUCGAAACAGAGUCGCCAGAAAUCUGGGACUUGGCGGACCUUACACUCCAGUGUGGCCGACGUGCUGAUUCCCUGAAACUAUUCCUGGGCUGGACAUACUAUGGUAGCGAGGGAUAUGCACAGCAAAUCGACUCAGCCUGUGAAGUUGCAGCCCACCUCGCCUCCCUCGUCGAGAAACACCCCGACUUCAUUCUUGUUAGCGAAAACGCGCCUCCAUGCUUGCAAGUUUGCUUCUAUUAUGCCCCUGGCAAACAGUUUGUUUACCCGCAAAGUGCUGCAUCAAAUGAAGACCAACGUGGCAAGAAUAACAGCAAGGUCACAGAGCUGAUUACACAUGCUAUUGUGCCGAAGGGCUUCAUGGUGGACUUUGCACCCCCUAGUGGAGACGAGGAUGCUGUUGGAAGUGGCAAGUUCUUUCGCUGCGUUGUGAAUGUUUUAACCUCCAAGGAGACAGUUGAAUCUCUUGUGUCGACGAUCGAAAACACUGGACCUGGCAUCAUCAAGUCGUUGAAGACACAGGGGAGUGUUUGA
Messenger RNA from Penicillium angulare, 1641 nucleotides. Its product is annotated as pyridoxal phosphate-dependent decarboxylase family protein. Gene Ontology annotation, cellular component: cytoplasm. Bases 1 to 1641 code for a protein of 546 amino acids. The record is from RefSeq and is a predicted model, not a curated record. NCBI's taxonomy places the organism in Eukaryota, Fungi, Ascomycota, Eurotiomycetes, Eurotiales, Aspergillaceae. The transcript has 2 exons. Gene Ontology annotation, molecular function: carboxy-lyase activity; pyridoxal phosphate binding. Gene Ontology annotation, biological process: carboxylic acid metabolic process.